Molecule: messenger RNA, 2237 nt
Organism: Chinchilla lanigera (long-tailed chinchilla)
Lineage: Eukaryota; Metazoa; Chordata; Mammalia; Rodentia; Chinchillidae
Product: inactive serine/threonine-protein kinase TEX14-like
Exons: 16
Coding region: 123-2234 (703 amino acids)
Biological process (GO): male meiotic nuclear division; mitotic spindle assembly checkpoint signaling; protein phosphorylation
Cellular component (GO): midbody; kinetochore; intercellular bridge
Molecular function (GO): ATP binding; protein kinase activity; protein binding
Source: RefSeq, a predicted model, not a curated record
CUCUUGCUCAGCCUGGGGAGCUCUCCCCACAUAGAGACCUUCCUCUGCCCACGACCCCACUCUCUCACUGCCCGCGGACCUGACCGCCUCAGAAGCCCUGGCUUUUGUCUCCUCCUGCGAAGAUGCCUUCCCUACCCUCUGGUCUCCCCGUGGAGCUGGGCUCCAUGCGGAGUCUAGAUACCCAGUUGAGCCGUCUGCUUCGCCUGGCUGUGGCCGGGGGCCCAAGCUGGAGCCUGGCGAGGCUCCUACGGAGAGUUGUCCAGAUUGAUGGCGAGAACUCUGCUGGGCAGACGGGGCUUUUCCUCUCAGCUCUGCUGGGCCACAGCUGUGCCGUGCGGCUCUUGCUGGUCUUUGGUGCCAACCCUAACCACCGCUGCCUUGAUGGCAGCACACCAGUGCAUGCGGCUGCCUUCUCAGGCUGCAGCCAGGUCAUGCUGCAGCUGCUGCAGGCAGGGGGUGACCUGCGUCUGCAUGACCAGCAAGGUCGCACACCACGAGACUGGGCUGUGCAGGGCGGUGCCAGGCAGAGCUGGGAGGUAGUGGAGCUGUUGCAGCUGUGCCGCAUCCACAUGUCAGCACUACUGUGUGGUGGGGAGUUAGCACCCAUUGCAGCCCUGGGCCCAUUGUAUACCAGCUCUGGGCACGGCCCUUGUGGCUCCCUGUCCUCACUGAUGCAGUCAGAAAGCCCCUUUUACCCCAGGAUGCUGAGGCCAGAGCAGAUUGGGAGAUCUCCCCGAACCCCAACCUUGGGAUUUGGCCAGAUGAGCAGCCUGCAGCCACUGGGGCUGGUAACAGGCAUACCCUUGGCGGACCCCAAGGAGCUGCUGCCAGCCCAGGGUGAACCUGACCGCACCUAUGAGAACAGCUCCCAUACCCUCAUGGUCAACCUCCUGUGGAGGGGCAACCCUGUGACCAUGCGGCAGCUGAAAGCCCCUGGAGCCCACCCUGACAUGCUACUGGCUGACCUUCAGCACUGCAGCACACUGCAUCACCCCAACCUGCUGCUGCUGAUGGCACUGAGCCCCUCAGCAGACCUGUCAGGGCUGUGUCUCCUCUUCGAGCCUGUGUGGCUGGGCUCCCUGCAUGUGGUGCUACACCAACCGAAAUGGAGGGAGAAGGGCCCCAGAACUGUGCCAGGCCUGCUGCCUGGCCACAUGCUGCUACAGGUGCUGGAGGCCCUGCUGUUCCUACAGGCCCGCUGCCGGGCCCACGGUGGUCUCAGCUCCCAUGCUGUGCAGCUGGUACGGCCUGGCCUGGCUAAGGUGGGCAACCUAGAGCAUGGGCGCCCACUGAACCAGCCUUGCCUGAGGCCCAGGCUGCAGCAGGGCUACCCCUGGGGAGGUCCAGGUACAGGGCUGCCCCCACCACCUGAACUGUACCCAUGGCUGCCUCUUGAGCUAAUCCACGGUGACAUGCCUGCCGCCACCUCAGACCUCUACAGCUUCUGCAUCCUGGCUCAGGAAGUCUUCACUGGAGAGCUGCCCUGGGCUGGGAGAGAGGGGCUUGAGGUGAAGGCCAAGCUGGAGGCAGGUGAGAGCCCAGCCCUGGAUCCCUUGGUGCCGAGCCCCUACCAGGCCCUGGUUCGGGCUGGGCUUGGUCUAGGGCCUACCGACCGCUGGGGCAGCCUGCAGAGUACUCGAUACCUGCUGCGGGAGGCCGUGGCCCAGGACUCAGAUCCUGAGGUCAGUUCCCCAAUGAAGUGGACUACACUAACCCCUGUACCCCAGCGGUCCCCACCAGAGCAAAUGUACUAUGAAGUAGCUCGCAGAGCCACGAUCAUGCCUGGGUCUGUGCAGCCAAGCCCCAUGCCAUCCGAGGCCCUGGAGACUCCGGAGGUCACAGGCCACAGUGGGGUCCAGAGGGGUGCAGCCUCGUACUCAAGCAGCAGCUUGACUCUAAGCAGCAGCUGUAGUCACAGCCCUGGCUCUAGCCACAGCCCCAGCGCCAGGGUCAGCCUGUUCUGCUGCCUGGAGCCCACAUCAACAGCAGCCAGCACUGAGCCAAUGGGAGAAGAUCUCUUCUCCAGCCUCCAGAAGCCUACCCCUGCCCCCUUUCCCCAGAAUGGAUCUGCUGGGAGAGAUCAUGGCAGAGCUGCAAAGUGGAUGUCAACUUGGAGACAAGCCCAGUGGAGGCCCUCCUACUGGCAUAGAUUCCUAGGGUGCCUGCCCCUCCCUGCAGAUAUUGUUACCUGGAGCCUUCCAGGAGGGACUGACUGCCCACUGGAAAGAAAAUGACAA